Molecule: messenger RNA, 2191 nt
Organism: Anguilla anguilla (European eel)
Lineage: Eukaryota; Metazoa; Chordata; Actinopteri; Anguilliformes; Anguillidae
Product: serpin H1-like
Exons: 6
Coding region: 459-1673 (404 amino acids)
Biological process (GO): collagen fibril organization; negative regulation of endopeptidase activity
Cellular component (GO): endoplasmic reticulum
Molecular function (GO): serine-type endopeptidase inhibitor activity
Source: RefSeq, a predicted model, not a curated record
UGGAAGUUUCUGUGAGCAACAGUAUAAAUCAGCUGAAAAGAAAUCUGGGACAUCCGAAGAAAGGGGACCGAGAGGAACGGCAAGAACUUCACCUACGACAAAAAGAAUGGACCGCACAGAGACUUACAUCGCAUUGAAAAGAUUGCAUUGCAUGAAGUGGAUAAAAUGGAAAUGAGAAAUUUAAUGAGACAUUUUCAACUCAAUACUAUCUGCAGUAUCUAAUGAUUGAAAAGGGCUAUUCCCAGUAAAAACCUAAAUCGAUUUAAUUAAUACAUUUAGUAGCCUUAGUAAUGUAAAUUCUUGAUAUAUUUGAGUUCACGUGAAGGGACUGUUUUAUGUUGAAUUGAACAUUACAAACACUGUAGGUACUGCAGGGAAAUACAGUAUUGAAUUAAAGAUGAAUCUACUGCAAGAACAAAAAAUGCAAAAUUGUCAGAAAGUGCCCACUGCAAGAAGCCAUGGCUCUCAGCGUAGCAGUAGUAGCUGCUCUUUUCUGCAUAGUGGUUGCAGAGCCUCUGUCCAAGAAAGACCCAUCUGCCAUGUUAUCAGAGAGCACCAACAACCUGGGCCUCAGCCUGUAUCACACCAUGGUUAAGGACGAGUCUCUGAAAUCACAGAAUGUGCUCUUCUCCCCUCUGGUGCUGACCUCGUCUCUCGGUGUCAUGAGUCUGGGUGCCAGGCAGAGCACAGCCAGUCAGGUGAAGUCUCUCCUCAAUGUGCCGCUGCAUGAAGACAAGCUCCACCGGUCCAUGUCAGAGCUACUGGGUGACGUCAGUAAGGAGGCUGCCGGUGACACCACCUGGAAGAUCGGCAGCAGCUUUUACGGGCCGGCCUGGGCCAAGUUAACCAGGGACUUCACUGAGAAGAGCAAGGCACACUACGGACACGACCACAACAAAAUCAACUUCAGGGACAAAAGAAAUGCCCUCUUAGAAAUUAACAACUGGGCAGCCUUGAAGACUGGGGGAAAACUGCCUGAGAUAAUUAAAGAUUUGCCUGAGUCUGAAGGAGCCAUGUUUGUCAAUACCAUGUACUUCAAACCCCACUGGGGUGAGGCCUUUAGCCACAACAUGGUGGAUAAACGGGGUUUCAUGAUGUCUCGGACUCGCACCGUAUCUGUGCCAAUGAUGCAUCGCACAGGUUUUUACAAGUAUUACGAAGAUGAAGCCAAUCAGUUGCAGAUAGUUGAGAUGCCGCUGGGUCAGAAUCAAAGCAGUUUGAUCAUCAUAAUGCCUUUUCACGUGGAGCCGCUGGACAGGCUGGAGAACAUGCUGACCGCUGAAAAUCUCCGCCGUUGGUCAGAACAGCUGCAGGAAGUAGCCGUGGCUGUGUCACUGCCGAAAAUAGACCUUGAUGUCAAACACGAGCUCCAAAAACACCUGCAGCAGCUGGGUUUAGUGGAGGCUGUCGACAAAUCCAAGGCAGAUUUUUCAGGAAUCACAGGGAAGAAAGACCUGCAUAUCUCAAAUUUCCUUCACGCCACAGCAUUCGAGAUAACUACUGGAGGCAAUCCCUUUGAUGAGAAUGUUUUUGGCCGAGAGGAGCUGAAGACUCCCAAGCUUUUCUACGCUGACCAUCCUUUCAUUUUCCUUGUUCAGGACAAGAAAACCAAUUCCAUUCUUCUAAUUGGUAGACUUCUAAAACCAAAUGAUGGAAGGCAUGAUGAGCUAUGAGGAACACUCAAUUAUUUAGAAUGGUAUACAUUUCUAUUUCAUUCAUUUAAAUGUCGAGAUAUAUAAAUAUACAUUCAGGCUUCCAAAGGAUUAAGUGUUAAGAUGAGUACCUCUGUUAAAAUGUAUAAAGUCCAAUAUGUUCAAGUUUCCAGCCCCACUGUCACAAAGUUUGUUACAAGUAUGAUUAUUACAAUUAAAUGCCUGUCUGGUCUCUGUCAGUUUUUAAUUCCUAUGUCACAACCUCAGUCAGUACCAUAUUCUGUCUUUUUUUGUUGUUCACUCAGCCUUAUUAUUGGGAUUAUGUUUUGUACUCCAAUUUUUGCAUUUUUAGCUUAAAAAUUAUUUUUGCAAAAUAAAGCAGACUUUUUUCAUAGACCCUGCUUAGGGUUUCAUUUGCGGGGAUUACACACAAAGCAUGUUACCACAAAUCUCAAAUGAUGUGCAUUAGAAUGUAUCAAUACUUUUUUUUUUUUUUUACCUAAAGUGACAUCAAAACUGAAAUAAAAUGAUAAAUGAUU